Molecule: messenger RNA, 2978 nt
Organism: Microtus oregoni (creeping vole)
Lineage: Eukaryota; Metazoa; Chordata; Mammalia; Rodentia; Cricetidae
Product: long-chain-fatty-acid--CoA ligase 4-like
Exons: 16
Coding region: 291-2426 (711 amino acids)
Biological process (GO): neuron differentiation; long-chain fatty-acyl-CoA metabolic process; long-chain fatty acid metabolic process
Cellular component (GO): endoplasmic reticulum; plasma membrane; lipid droplet
Molecular function (GO): arachidonate-CoA ligase activity
Source: RefSeq, a predicted model, not a curated record
UUCCCCUUAAGGCCGGACCGAGUGGCAGAGACGUGGUGCACGAGGCAGCAACUUUGGAAUCAAAUCGCGGGAGAUAUACCUGUUCUUCUUAAAAGGGAAAGAAGACAUCUGUGUACUUUAUUGUCGGCUUCCAAAGAUUACUAACUUUUAUCUGUAUCACUAAAAUUGAACUACCUUGGCUAUACUGCUACUCUUGCUACUGCUUCCAUUAUUGCCUUCUCCAGAAACCUAAGGCUUUCAGAAGCCAAAGAAUAACAACAAAUAGGCGCCAUAUUAGAAGCCUUUCCACUAUGAAACUUAAGCUAAAUGUGCUCACCAUUAUAUUGCUGCCUGUCCACUUGUUAAUAACAAUAUACAGUGCCCUUAUAUUUAUUCCAUGGUAUUUUCUUACCAAUGCCAAGAAGAAAAACGCUAUGGCAAAGAGAAUAAAAGCUAAGCCCACUUCAGACAAACCUGGAAGUCCAUAUCGCUCUGUCACGCACUUCGACUCACUAGCUGUCAUAGACAUCCCUGGAGCAGAUACUCUGGAUAAAUUAUUUGACCAUGCCAUAGCCAAGUUUGGAAAGAAGGACAGCCUUGGGACCAGGGAAAUCCUUAGUGAAGAAAACGAAAUGCAGCCCAAUGGAAAGGUUUUUAAGAAGUUAAUUCUCGGGAAUUAUAAAUGGAUAAACUAUCUGGAAGUGAACCGCAGAGUGAAUAACUUUGGAAGUGGACUCACUGCACUGGGUCUGAAGCCCAAGAACACCAUUGCCAUUUUCUGUGAGACCAGGGCCGAGUGGAUGAUUGCAGCACAGACCUGCUUCAAGUACAACUUUCCCCUCAUGACUUUAUAUGCCACACUUGGCAAAGAGGCUGUAGUUCAUGGACUAAAUGAAUCUGAGGCUUCCUAUCUGAUUACUAGUGUUGAACUUCUGGAAAGCAAACUGAAGGCGGCCUUAUUAGAAAUCAAUUGUGUUAAACAUAUCAUUUAUGUGGAUAAUAAGACUAUCAAUAAAGCAGAGUACCCUGAAGGGUUUGAGAUUCACAGCAUGCAAUCAGUAGAAGAGUUGGGAUCCAAGCCAGAAAACUCAAGCAUUCCUCCAAAUAGACCAACUCCUUCAGACAUGGCCAUUGUCAUGUACACCAGUGGUUCUACUGGCCGACCCAAGGGAGUGAUGAUGCAUCAUAGCAAUCUGAUAGCUGGAAUGACAGGCCAGUGUGAAAGAAUACCUGGACUAGGCCCAAAGGACACAUACAUUGGUUACUUACCUUUGGCUCAUGUGCUGGAAUUGACAGCGGAGAUAUCCUGCUUUACCUAUGGCUGUAGGAUUGGCUAUUCUUCUCCACUUACAUUAUCUGACCAGUCCAGCAAAAUCAAGAAGGGAAGCAAGGGUGAUUGUACUGUACUGAAACCCACUCUUAUGGCUGCUGUUCCGGAAAUCAUGGAUAGAAUUUAUAAGAAUGUUAUGAGCAAGGUUCAAGAGAUGAAUUAUAUUCAGAAAACUCUAUUCAAAAUAGGAUAUGAUUACAAAUUAGAACAAAUCAAAAAAGGAUACGAUGCACCUCUUUGUAAUCUGUUACUCUUCAAAAAGGUGAAGGCCCUGCUGGGAGGGAAUGUCAGGAUGAUGCUGUCUGGUGGGGCCCCUCUGUCUCCACAGACACACCGGUUCAUGAAUGUCUGCUUCUGCUGCCCCAUUGGCCAGGGAUAUGGACUGACAGAGUCAUGCGGUGCUGGCACAGUUACUGAAGUUACUGACUAUACUACUGGAAGAGUUGGAGCUCCUUUUAUUUGCUGUGAAAUUAAGCUGAAAGACUGGCAGGAAGGUGGUUAUACAGUUCAUGAUAAGCCAAAUCCCAGAGGUGAAAUCGUGAUCGGUGGGCAGAAUAUCUCCAUGGGAUAUUUUAAAAAUGAAGAGAAAACUGCAGAAGAUUAUUCUGUGGAUGAAAAUGGACAGAAGUGGUUUUGCACUGGUGAUAUUGGAGAAUUCCAUCCUGAUGGGUGCUUACAGAUUAUAGAUCGUAAGAAAGAUCUGGUUAAGUUACAAGCAGGAGAAUAUGUGUCUCUUGGGAAAGUAGAAGCAGCCCUGAAGAAUUGCCCACUGAUUGACAACAUCUGUGCUUUUGCCAAAAGUGACCAGUCCUAUGUGAUCAGUUUUGUGGUUCCUAACCAGAAAAAGUUGACCCUUUUGGCACAACAGAAAGGGGUAGAAGGAUCUUGGGUUGAUAUUUGCAAUAACCCUGCCAUGGAAGCCGAAAUACUGAAAGAAAUUCGAGAAGCUGCAAAUACUAUGAAAUUGGAGCGGUUUGAAAUUCCAAUCAAGGUUCGAUUAAGCCCAGAGCCAUGGACCCCUGAAAUUGGUUUAGUGACUGAUGCCUUCAAGCUAAAAAGGAAGGAAUUGAAGAAUCAUUAUCUCAAGGACAUUGAGCGAAUGUAUGGGGGCAAAUAAAAUGGCGCUCUCUUAUUUACAUUUGCACGGGAGGUGGCCUGAUGGUUUUUCAGUUCUAUAGUUUAAGCCUUUGUUGAUCUAUCUGUUAGAAUGUUAUAUUUGUUAUGUCUUCUAAAGAUAUCAAAACAAAGCAAAACAAAAAUCAACCAAAAGUGGUUAAAAUAGUUGUAUCUACUUUAACUUAGUUUUACGUAGUUCUAUUGAAGCUGAAAUUGAAAAGACAUUUCCCUUACUUUAGUUGUGUUAUUAAUUUUAGAGCAGAAAUUCUGUUUUUAAAUUAGGCUUAGAUACACUUGUUUUUAUAAAGAGAAGAUACUUCAUGCUAAAGUAAAUAAAUUGGAGUUGAAGUAGAUGUAGUUGAGGAAAUUUACAGCUUCCAAUAUCUGUUGUCUUCCUAGUUCAGAAGUUCCAAUAGUAAUCAUGACAAAAUUAUGGAUUAACACUACUCAAAGCAGGAGUGCCGCAGGACUUUAAAAUUCUCUCCCAACUAUUUACCUUGAAGGAGAAAAAAAUCAGCUGUAAUAUAAUAUGGAGUCAGUAUUUUAGAAGGUA